Messenger RNA from Rhododendron vialii, 1152 nucleotides. Its product is annotated as LOB domain-containing protein 27-like. Lineage: Eukaryota; Viridiplantae; Streptophyta; Magnoliopsida; Ericales; Ericaceae. The transcript has 2 exons. The coding region runs from base 1 to 858 and encodes 285 amino acids. The record is from RefSeq and is a predicted model, not a curated record.
AUGACCCUGAAGGGCGGCACGAGCCAGGCUUGCGCCGCAUGUAGGUUCCAGAGGAGGAAGUGCACGGACGAGUGUCAGCUCAAGCCUUACUUCCCUGCUGACAACCCCAAGAUAUUCCAGAAUGCGCACAAAUUGUUCGGCGUGUGCAACAUAGUGAAGAUUCUAAAGAAGCUCGACCAGGUACAAAAGAUGGAGGCCAUGAGGUCCAUCAUAUUCCAAGCUGAGAUCCGUGAAAAGUACCCUGUCCACGGGUGCUGCGGCGUAAUUUCCCAACUCCAGUACCAGAUACGCCACGUGGAGGAAGAACUCUACGCCGUCCUCGCACAAAUUGCAUUUUUCCGACAACAGAGUAACCAGCAGAACGAGAUCGAAUCGGUCCAUGAUUCUACAUCGCAGAUACAAGCGCUGUCUCUCUUCCACCAGGAGGCUGCUCCACCCCAGCAGCAGCCUCCUGUCAAUGCAUUGCCCAUGGCAUCACAUCAGGGUUACCCAAAUUGCAACAAUGUGGUUGCUUAUAAUAACUCUGGGUACCUUGAUAAGGACAACGUAGUCAAUUCCCUUUGGGUCCAGAAUCCAUAUAGUGGGGAUAACAACAGCAUCAACAAUCCAAUGGUAAUGCAAUCUCAAUUAGUACCCUCAUCACAGUUAAAUAUCCAACAAGAGCCUGCCCAAGAGUAUGAUGAGAUGCAUCCAUUCUUUGACACCAUCGAUGACAGACAAUCCUACAUAGAUUCCAAGGACGCUUAUGAUUCAAGCUCUGACUCAUCGUUGAAAGAUACAACACAGUCCGUUGACCAUGUCGCUGACAACGAGCUAAAGAGUGCCGCUGCAUGCUUCCGCCUUACCAGUGUCAACUGAUGAAAUACCCAGGAAAAAAAGAUUACGGAGAUGAGUAGCAGACUGGCCUUACUCCUAUUCUGAUUCAAUUUUGUUUUCCUGUUUUCAAAUUGAUUUCCCAGACUUAAUUUCCAAAUUUUUAGUGCUUAUUCCGUUCUAUUCUAGUCGUCUUUGUUUUUUUCGUAUCCUUUAGUAUUGCAGAGUUGAGUCACUUACAUAUAUUUCUUUUUGUUUCGAACACCUGCAAUUUAUAGUUUGAAAGAGUUCAAUAUCUUAAUAUGACAUGCAAUAUAAUGCUGCAUUUUAAUGUUUGUG